CACAAGCAUGGUGGACGAAACUAGUUUCAUUAUGGAUUAUUGAGAUUCUUUCUUCUUACGUUUAUUGAUACAUUUUGGAUCGUCAGUCUAAAAUGGCUGGGUUAGAGAUUCUUUCUCCCGAAGGACUACGUCUCGAUGGCCGAAGACCCCAUGAACUUCGAAAGAUCGUCUGUAGAAUGGGGGUUUUCAAGCAAGCGGAUGGCUCAGCUUACAUCGAGAUGGGAAACACCAAGGCAUUAGCUACAGUUUAUGGCCCUCAUGAAGUAACAAACAAAUCUAAAAUCCUACACGACCGAGUGCUGCUAAAUUGUCAGUUUAGUAUGGCGACGUUUAGCACAGGAGAACGAAAGAAAAGACCAAAAGGAGACAGAAAAUCCACAGAGACGUCUAUGCUUAUAAGGCGCACAUUCGACGCCGCUAUUCUAACACAGAUGUACCCUCGCUCACAGAUAGACAUUUAUGUGCAGAUUCUUCAGGCUGAUGGUUCAAACCAAAGUGCUUGCAUCAAUGCAGCUACCUUAGCUCUCAUAGAUGCUGGAAUUCCAAUGAAGGAUUAUGUCAGUGCUUGCACAGUUAGUUUUGUCAAUGACCAACCAUUGAUGGAUGUUAACUACUUGGAAGAAAGCUUUGGAGGCCCACAACUAAGUCUGGCUGUGUUACCAAAGUCUGGAAACAUUGUCAUGUUCCAAAUGGAUUCUAGACUUCAUAUUGAUAACUUGGAAAAAGUCCUGGAAUUGGCAAAGAAAGGAUGUAGUGAUAUCCAUGUCUUACUUCGACAAACUGUGCGUGACUAUUCUCAAGAGUGUGUGUCCACUUUAGCCAGUAAUUAAAAUCUCAUCCUAGACUUAAUAAGUUCUAAGGCUCUUAGACUGCCUUUUUUUUCUUCCAAAAGGAAUUACGAACUAGACAUCUUACUGACGAAAAGCAGAAGUUCUCAUUUGCAACCAGUCCCAUUAGGUCAGUAUUGAACGUUCAGUGGCCAAUCUAGAAGAAGGGUCUGGGGGGUCUGCAACCUUAACGCGGUAAUAUCUGGUCGAAUUAUUUUUCUUCCAUUAUCAUCAGCAGCAGACACAGCAUCUAGAAAGUCUAUCACCUCUUCGUAAAGGACUUUGUCUGCCAUUGUGAAAAACUCUCCUUAAUGGAUCAGAAAAUCAGGUAAAAUGCUGCCUUCUUGGAACGAUUCGUCAAAACAGCUGGUUAUGCCUGCAGUGUACUGCGUCAUGUAGUUGUUUUUUGUGGCACUAUGAACAACAUCUUCUGAGUAAAGCUUCGGAGCUCAACCUAAAUCCACUUUCGUGUGAAGCUUCUUUGAAAUUUGCGGAAAGAACGAUUCCUCAGUGACCACCGCGUGCAGAACGAAUAUGGCUCCACCCGGGGAAAGCUUCUGGAAACAGCUUCGCAACGAUUAUUCAACGUCCACAUAGUACAGAGAGGCCACAAAAUGAAUUGUAUCGAAGCUCUCCACGUUAGGAAAAGACUCGAUGAACUUCUUCAAGGUGAUCUUGCACCAAUCGAACGACACAUUAGCUGAACUUGCGGCUUGCGGCCAAGGUGUGGUCGAUGCCGUAAACUCUGCUGUAAUUUCUUGGUUCGGCUCUAUGAUAACAGAAUGUAUGGACGGCUUUUUCAUCUGAUGAGACUUUCCUAAAACGUUGGAAAUGCAAGGGUGAAUUCGUAAGUCGGUUUUACCCCUGCAUCUUCCCACUCCAAAAACUCGAAACAAGGGGUUUCCCUUUAAAUGAUCGGUGAUUUUAUUUAGUUACAUGGGAGGCGACCCCUUCCACAGAGUCAGUCAUUGCAUCUGUGUACGUUAGUUUGCUGAUAAAACUCUUGUUAUAUUGUAUAUUUAUAUAGGGCCACCUGAAAAAGACGGUCCUUUUUCAAAUAAGUUUAAAAAAUUUCUUGGCGAGUUAGGUUUUAUACAGGGUUUACUUACGGAAAGGGGCGCGAUGGGAAGGGGGCGGGGUCCUGAGGUGCUCAUCACCUUAUGAACUCUCCUUGUGGAAUAAAUUUUCUUACCUUGUUUGAGUCAAAAAUUUAAACCUGGUAUGAAUGAAUGAAUUCGAAGAAUCUACGUCUCUACUCCACUGAGUAGUUCUUCAUUGACCACUUCCUGCGUAACACUCCAUUUGCCUGCCCUUCUUGUUGUAAGAAUAUGAGCCUACGGAUACACAAGGUCAGGAGCCCAUUACUUGAUGGGCUCCUGACAAGGUAGAACAUGCGGUGUCAACCAAUUCAAGUCAGGCGCGUAGAAAUUUAUAACCUUGAAUCCCCUUUCUCAGCUUUGCCCUUUUGAUGGAUCAAAGUUAUUGUUAUUUUAUUCGUAAUUAUUGCAUAAUAAACAUUUUCCACGAU
Pocillopora verrucosa is the source of this 2355-nucleotide messenger RNA. Its product is annotated as exosome complex component RRP41. NCBI's taxonomy places the organism in Eukaryota, Metazoa, Cnidaria, Anthozoa, Scleractinia, Pocilloporidae. The record is from RefSeq and is a predicted model, not a curated record. Gene Ontology annotation, biological process: poly(A)-dependent snoRNA 3'-end processing; nuclear mRNA surveillance; U4 snRNA 3'-end processing. Gene Ontology annotation, cellular component: nuclear exosome (RNase complex); cytoplasmic exosome (RNase complex); nucleolus.